Cyclopterus lumpus (lumpfish) is the source of this 1401-nucleotide messenger RNA. Its product is annotated as 5-hydroxytryptamine receptor 3A-like. The coding region runs from base 1 to 1401 and encodes 466 amino acids. Gene Ontology annotation, cellular component: synapse; neuron projection; membrane. Gene Ontology annotation, molecular function: neurotransmitter receptor activity; extracellular ligand-gated monoatomic ion channel activity; transmembrane signaling receptor activity. Gene Ontology annotation, biological process: nervous system process; chemical synaptic transmission; regulation of membrane potential. NCBI's taxonomy places the organism in Eukaryota, Metazoa, Chordata, Actinopteri, Perciformes, Cyclopteridae. The transcript is spliced from 9 exons. The record is from RefSeq and is a predicted model, not a curated record.
AUGACAGGGGGAAAGACAGCCUGGCUUAUUUGCAUCUGUUUUUCACUGCUUCAAGGUUCUGUUGCAGCCUUGAACUGCACCAGCCCAACUCCUGAUGCCUUGUUUGAUGCUCUCAAGAAGGAACUGUUUUCUAGAAACCUACAGCGACCUGUAAAAAGCUUUUCAGAUACAUUGAACAUAUCCAUAUAUAUUGCUGUGUCAGGAAUAUUAGGAGUGGAUGAGCAAGCCCAGACUUUGACAGUAUUCUUAUGGCAAGUCAUGGAGUGGGACAUCGCGGGACUGAGCUGGGAUGAGAAGGAAUGUGGAACUACAAGAGUCUCUGUCCCUCGAGAAAAGCUUUGGAUGCCAGACAUCUUUAUCUCCGAGUUCAUGGAGGAGGACAAUUCUCCCAAAACUCCGUAUGUCUACUUAUACAACACUGGUCGUGUUUCUGAUGAUAAGCCGAUCAGAGUGGUCAGCUCCUGCAAAUUAGACAUCUACACUUUCCCUUUCGAUAUCCAAAACUGCUCUCUGACCUUUGGAUCCUAUCUACACAUUGCUGAAGAGAUCAGAGUGAAUCAAAGCCUCACAUAUGCAGAGGUCCAGGAGUCCAAACUGCUACAGAAUAAAGGGGAGUGGGAGCUUGUAGAUAUCGAAGCAGGUCAAACUAACCUGGAAGUACCUGAAGGAAGCUACUCUUCGGUUAAAUACUAUAUCAUUGUGAGACGUAGGCCACUCCUCUAUGUGGUGAACCUGCUGAUCCCCAGCUGCUUCCUCGUCACAGUGGACCUCUUCAGCUUCCUGCUGCCUCCUGAUAGUAUGGACCGUUCCUCCUUUAAGAUGACCCUCAUCCUGGGCUACACCGUGUUCCUCCUUAUCAUGAACAACCUGCUUCCUGUCCCUGGGGAGACAACACCUCUCAUCAACGUUUUCUUCAGCAUCACUCUCACUCUGAUGGUGACCAGCCUGUUGGAGACCGUGUUGAUCACUAAUAUCCAGUUCAGCUCCGGCAAGUACGGUGCGGUGCCUCCAUGGCUCAGUGUCCUCGUGCUAGAAUAUCUAGCUGUUGCUGUUGGUCUCCCUCCAAAAAAGAAGAGCAACUGCAUCACAGUCUCCCUUCAUUCACCUGCUGAAGCAAUGAAUACCAGCACAAUCUCUUCAAGAGAUCUUCAGAGCGACUCUGACGCUAAACCUCCAGUGAAACCUCUUCUGGAACCGACCCUGGAUGAGCUGAGGAAGCUGAGUAGAGAUCUCACGGCCAUCCGCCUCCAGAUGGACACACACUUCCAGGGGAGCAAAACCAAACAAGAAUGGCAACUGGUCGGGAUAGUCAUUGACCGUCUGCUGUUCUUUUUUUACAUUGUCUUCAUCAGUGUCUCCUUUAUCACCAUCAUAUGUAUCUGGGAUACCGCGGAAGUAUAA